GCCCGGAGGCGGGCGGCUCAUUUGCAUAAUAAUAGCGGGGUGGGGCCAGGGGAGGAAGCGCCGCGGAGCGGAGCGGGAGAGCUGGACACGGGUGCUGUCCCUGUCCCUCAGAACUGUUGACCAGAGCCAUGGCCCACAGCGCCAAGCAGCCACCAGCCGGGAUGCUACAUGCUGUGAGCAAAGCUCAGCAUGGAAACUUCCUGGUGGCCAUCAAGCAGGAGAAGGGAGAGUCAGCACGGACAAGCAGCGAGAAGCCACACGGCGAGGAGGAGCCGGUGAAGAAGAGGGGCUGGCCCAAGGGCAAGAAGAGGAAGAAGAUCCUUCCCAAUGGCCCUAAAGCCCCCGUGACGGGCUACGUGCGCUUUCUGAAUGAGCGGCGUGAGCAGAUCCGCACCCAGCAUCCUGACCUGCCCUUCCCAGAGAUCACCAAGAUGCUGGGGGCUGAGUGGAGCAAACUGCAGCUUUCAGAGAAGCAGCGGUACCUGGAUGAAGCAGAGCGGGAGAAGCAGCAGUACAUGAAGGAGCUGAGGGAGUAUCAGCAGUCAGAGGCUUACAAAAUGUGUACAGAGAAGAUCCAGGAGAAAAAGAUCAAAAAAGAGGACACGGGUUCUGCAGCAGUGAACACCCUGCUGAACGGGCACCCACACAAGGCUGGUGAGUGCAGCGACAAUUUCUCCACUUUUGACGUGCCCAUCUUCACAGAGGAGUUCUUGGACCAAAACAAAGCCCGGGAAGCUGAGCUGCGGCGCCUGCGGAAGAUGAACACGGAGUUUGAGGAGCAGAAUGCCAUCCUGCAGAAACACACGGAGAGCAUGAACUGUGCCAAGGAGAAGCUGGAGCAGGAGCUGGCCCAGGAGGAGAGGCAGACCCUGGCCUUGCAGCAGCAGCUCCAGUCCGUGCGGCAGGCCCUGACCGCCAGCUUUGCCUCCCUCCCCAUCCCUGGCACUGGGGAAACUCCCACACUGAGCACCCUUGACUUUUACAUGGCCAAACUGCACAGUGCCAUCGAGAGCAACCCCCUGCAGCACGAGAAGCUGGUGGUGCGCAUCAAGGAGAUCCUGUCCCGGAUAGCCAGCGAACACUUGUGAAGAGGAACAGUCCCUCUCAGAGCCCAGGGCCGGCCGGACCACAGCCCUGUCCCUUAGGGCUCACACAAGGGACAGUCAAUGCUGGUGGUCCGG
Molecule: messenger RNA, 1181 nt
Organism: Calypte anna (Anna's hummingbird)
Lineage: Eukaryota; Metazoa; Chordata; Aves; Apodiformes; Trochilidae
Gene: HMG20B
Product: high mobility group 20B
Exons: 10
Coding region: 129-1088 (319 amino acids)
Biological process (GO): regulation of gene expression
Cellular component (GO): nucleus
Source: RefSeq, a predicted model, not a curated record